This is a messenger RNA of Vitrella brassicaformis, 1993 nucleotides long. The record is from the annotation of a GenBank genome assembly. NCBI's taxonomy places the organism in Eukaryota, Vitrellaceae.
AUGCUACUUAAGAAAGUAAGGUACACGACCGAACAAAGAAGGAUUCGUGAGCGUUCACGGGUGAGUCGUGCCAUAUUUGCUUAGACAGGAAGUGCGCGCUCUAAAAAUUGACCAACUUUGUUGACGUUCUAGUCUAAGGGCAAUGCUCUCUGUUGCCAUCUCUUUGUUCGCCGGUGCCAGUGUAGGAAGGGGGAGACUGGCCGCCUCAAGCGGAACAACAAGAACGUCGCGCUUCAAUCCGUGACCGUCCUGGUCCGUCCGCACGUCGCGCCUUUCUCGCCAGCCAGCCAGCCAGCCAGCCAACCAGCCAGCCAGCCAACCAGCCAGCCAGCCAGGCAGGCAGGCAGGCAGCGGGUGCUCUAACGGUGUGUGUCGGAGUGUCCUUUCUGUCGGAGGCAGACAGUCAGAGAGGACCAGAAACCCCCACGAAAAACUGUGUUCCUUGCUUUGUUUGCGCUACAGGAGCCACAGAAAGAUGCGCAGAGGCCAGAAGUACGACAACGUCACGUCGUAGAUUCGUACCUAUCCGUCGGCGGCGUCGUGAUUUGCUUGUGGGCCUUCGUGCUUCUAUCGACCGGUGCUCUGGGACGUAUUGGCUUCCAGAAAGUAGGCGGGAACACCAUGACUACUAUGAGGCCGGAUGGCUGCCUCCCCAGAAGUUACGUCAUCCCUGAUGACGACGACUGCCCUAUUUGCCUCGAUGCCCUUCGGGACAAGACAGACUUGGUGCGGCUCACGUGUGGUCACUUUCUUUGCUAUGAGGUUCGUGUACAGCACUGGAAGGGCAGACAGUGUGUUUCUUCCUGUUCUCGCGUCUGCAGCUGUUUCUUCUGCUUGUUUCUUGUCAUCUUUGUGCAGUGCCUGAAGCGCGAGACAGGUUCUUUCUACAGGGACGAUGCAUCGCGGCCGACUGGCGCGAGGUCUGACGGGCGGUCCCUGCCAUGUCCCAAGUGCCGCUUUGUAAGCAUGAAUACCCACUGGACGAACAAACUUUCCUUCGGUGCGAUUUGACACACUAUCUCUCCGCUUUUUUUUCAGGGAUGUGAUUUGAUUGAGCGCAUACAGAAACCGUCAGCCUCGGCGACUCUGGAAUUUGACAGAUUCGGUGGUCCGUUUCGCGACGUCACCGUUGGUGAUACAACAUGGCGCGCUAACUAUUAUCACCCAUUGGGAUUGACGGGCGGGCUCAUCGCUGCGGGCCCCCUUUUUCUUCCUCCCGAAUUUGCGGGGACAUUCACGCGUCAGAUGUUGGACAGAUUGGGUCGCGCCUGGAACCGUUUGAGUGCCGACCACGACACGGUGGACGCCACUCUUGAAGCCCUCCUUUGGGACGAAAGCGCCGAGGAAUGUCGCGCCCUGCUGCGGGAUCUUGACGAUGUGCUGUCUUACUAUGGCGAAGACGGGUGAGCUCCGCGCCGUGCGUGAGACGAUGCGUACAUGGACGGACCACUUUCUUUGCCUGUAUGAGUGCUGUCAGGUGCUGUGAGGCCUUCGAUGUUGAAGACGAGGUGUGGGUCUGCGGGGUGGUCAAUCGGCCUGAAUACAACGGGCUAGAAGGUACAGUAGAGGAAGUCAUGCCGCCACGCACACGACGCAACAGAACUGACAACACACGGUGAGAAAAUAAAAGCGAGCCCCCGAACAAGAGAGACCUGAACGUACGUGUGCUGAUUUGGCCUUUUCUCUCUCUAUGUGUGCAAUUAUCGAGUGACUCUCGAUGCCGGCGAAAUUGUGCUAUCCCUGCGGGGCGACGUUCUUCGCCUUCCUCCCGAAAUGUACGAAUGGUUUUUUUUACGAAAGGACGGUGUCAGCGCCUCUCCCUUCUUGUGUGCUGGCUGGGGGCGAGUGGGUGGGUGGUCUGGGGAUGUGUCGAUAGACAAACAUGAUGCAUACAUGGCUACGCUCUUGUCUUUUCACGUGCAUGUACGUAAAUGACUGUUUUCAAUGUGCGCCUGAGUCUUGAAUGCUGGCGUGCGCCGCUGAAGUUGAUUGA